Hydractinia symbiolongicarpus is the source of this 522-nucleotide messenger RNA. RefSeq names its product tigger transposable element-derived protein 1-like. Gene Ontology annotation, cellular component: nucleus. The transcript has a single exon. Bases 1 to 522 code for a protein of 173 amino acids. Gene Ontology annotation, molecular function: DNA binding. The record is from RefSeq and is a predicted model, not a curated record. Lineage: Eukaryota; Metazoa; Cnidaria; Hydrozoa; Anthoathecata; Hydractiniidae.
AUGACAUCGGAUGUCAUGGAAACCGUAUUGACACGUUUUAACAGAAAGCUGGUACUCGAAGAUAGAAAAGUGAUCCUUUUUCUCGACAAUGCUCCCUGUCAUCCAGAAUACAUUAUUGGUCAAUUCUCGCAGAUCAAGAUCGUCUUUUUACCGAAAAAUACAACUUCGAGGUUGCAACCACUAGAUGCAGGCAUCAUUCAAAAUUUCAAGGUCAAGUAUAGAAAAAGACUUGUUAAAUACGUAUUGGCAAGAAUCCAGGAGAACACAUCAGCAACUGAAAUUGUGAAGGCUAUCAACGUGUUUGUUGCUAUUCGCUGGAUACAAGAUGCGUGGAAGGAAGUAUCCAGCUUGACAAUCAAAAAUUGUUUUCAGAAAUGUGGCAUCACAACGUUGGACAAAAUGCGCCGUUGUACCGUCUUCGAUGAAGAAAGUCAAAAAUUGCUGACGGCAGUUACAAAAAAGAUUGAGGAUCUACAAAUUAAAUGCAAGAAGCAAGCCUCUAUCAAAGACUUUUUCUUGUAA